GUCGACACUACCGGACGAGUAAUCGCGAUUCGCGAUCAAUUGUGAUCCGAAGUAUGAAAUAGAAGCGAACAGCCACUGAUAGGAAAGAAAGCUCGAGGGAUACAAAUAGGGCUGCGGUGGCAGUCCAGAGGUCCUGCACAGAGAACCGAUUUUCUCCCACUGCUCGAAAAAAUCAGUCACAUAACAACCUUCGUUCCAAGAACCAGGACAAGUCUUCAUACGAACAACCCAUAAUAAUCAUGAGUGAAGAAGCUGCCCAUCCAACUCAUCCCGAUGAUAUUUUAGAGAAGCAUCCAAGUGCUCCUUAUCCAGACAUUUACUACGAGCCGGGGAAAUCUUCACACGGUCUUCCAUAUGAUCCCUUCAAGAGUAUCGUCAUCCCCAGACCCAUUGGCUGGAUCAGCACAACGUCCGUCGACGGGCAAGACAACUUAGCUCCGUUCAGCCAAUUCACCAACGUUGCGUUUGACCCGCCUACGAUUCUCUUCAUCGGCCAUGGGUCUCAUUAUAAAAAUCGGAGCAAGGACUCUGUCGUCAACGCCCGUGAGACUGGGGAAUUCGUCUGGAAUUUGGCAACGUAUGGGCUCAGGGAAAAGAUGAACGAGAGUGCUAUGGAGACCUGGGAAGACGAAUUCCCUUUGGCCAAUGUCACGAAAGCCCCUUCAAGAAUCGUUCGUCCCCCACGCGUUGCGGAAUCUCCUAUCCACUAUGAAUGCAAGACAUGGAGCGUCAUUCAGGUGCCAGGAAAUUCUCGUGUCGGAUGUUCUGAUAUCGUCAUUGGGCGUGUUGUAGCCGUCCAUAUCAAAGGAGAGGUUAUUACAGGAGAUGGCCUUAUUGAUGUGUUGAAAGCAAGGCCGUUAGCUAGGCUUGGCUAUCACCAGUAUACGAGUAUCGAGAGCGUUUUUGAGAUGAUCGUGCCGUUGAUGCCAGAUGACACAAUAGGCGCUGCUGUGCUUGGGGGAGACAAAGCAAAGGUGUCAGAAGAGAUGGCAAUAAGGAAGAAAACUUGGUUUGGCACAGCAUUCGAGGGAGCCUAACCGUUUGGAUCUCCUCGUUUAAAUUGUUCAAUUUUGGUCUUUUGAUUGCUGUAGAUUGCUGUUGGAUAUAAUGCCAAUGGAAUUAGUGUUCUCGAAAUCUCUGAG
Molecule: messenger RNA, 1142 nt
Organism: Hyaloscypha bicolor E
Lineage: Eukaryota; Fungi; Ascomycota; Leotiomycetes; Helotiales; Hyaloscyphaceae
Exons: 4
Coding region: 240-1037 (265 amino acids)
Molecular function (GO): FMN binding
Source: RefSeq, a predicted model, not a curated record